CUUCGGAUCUCAAUCCGAUGAAUAAUGUUUCUAUCCAAAAUCACCUCGGCAGGAGUAUAGCAUUACAUUAUAUGAGUAAAGAGAACUACGUUGGGAGUCUCUGGGUAGCUGGUUGGCUGGGAAGGGUGGCAGGUGCGCACUUGAGUGGCGCAUCUACCCCGCAGUUGCAUCAUAGAGCGAGAAGGGUG
This is a messenger RNA of Acaulospora colombiana, 188 nucleotides long. NCBI's taxonomy places the organism in Eukaryota, Fungi, Glomeromycota, Glomeromycetes, Diversisporales, Acaulosporaceae. The record is from the annotation of a GenBank genome assembly.